CUCCGUUAGGCCCCACCCAGCGAAGGGACGGGCGGGCUCGGCGUCGCCCGCUCUCUGGGAGCCCCGCCCCCUCGGGAAGCCCCGCCCCUCCCGGAGCCCCGCCCGCAGCGGAGCGGAGCCGGCGCUGCCGCAGGGCCCGGCGCAGAGAGGCGGCAGCCAGCCGGGGGGCGAAGAUGUCCCACGAGAAGAGCUUCCUGGUGUCCGGCGACGGCUUCCCGGGGCAGCAGCCGACGGCCCCCCCGGCCUACGCGCAGCCCCCCUACCCCACCGCCCCUUUCCCCCAGCCCCAGUUCGCCCCAGCGCCCUACAACCAGCCGGGCUUCCCGCAGGGGCCGGGGCCGUACCCCCCCGCCGGGCCGUACCCCCCCGCUGGGCCGUACCCCGCUGCCGGGCCGUACCCCCCCGGGCCGUACCCGCCGGCGGGGCCGUACCCCCAGGGACCCUACGCCCAGCCGCCGUACGCCCAGCCGCAGCCCAUGGUCCCCGGGGACCAAGACUCCCCCCUGCACAGCACCUACCACGAGGACGGGCCACCCUCCUACUAUGACAACCAGGACUUCCCCACCGCGCACUGGGACGACAAGAGCGUCCGGCAGGCCUUCAUCCGCAAGGUCUUCCUGGUGCUCACCCUGCAGCUGACCGUCACCUUCGCCUUCGUGGCCAUCUUCACCUUCGUGAAAGGCGUGAAGGGCUUCGUGCAGCGCAACGUCUGGACGUACUACGUCUCCUACGCCGUCUUCUUCAUCUCCCUCAUCGUCCUCAGCUGCUGCGGGGAUUUCCGCCGCAAGCACCCCUGGAACCUGGUGGCCCUGUCCAUCCUGACCGUCAGCCUGUCCUACAUGGUGGGGAUGAUCGCCAGCUUCUACAACACCGACGCCGUCAUCAUGGCCGUGGGCAUCACCGUCGUCGUCUGCUUCACCGUCGUCAUCUUCUCCCUGCAGACCAAGUACGACUUCACCUCCUGCCGGGGCGUGCUCAUCAUCUGCCUCGUCGUCCUCAUCGUCUUCUCCAUCCUCUGCAUCUUCAUCCGGAACCGCAUCAUGGACAUCAUCUACGCGUCCCUGGGGGCCCUGCUCUUCACCUGCUUCCUGGCGGUGGACACGCAGAUGAUCCUGGGCAACAAGCAGCUGGCGCUCAGCCCCGAGGAGUACGUCUUCGCCGCCCUCAACCUCUACACAGACAUCAUCAACAUCUUCCUCUACAUCCUGGCCAUCAUCGGCAGGGCCAAGGAGUAGCGGCGCCGCCGCGGCCGCCCCCCCGCCGCCCCACGGUGCGCGUCCCGGUUCGUGCCCCCCUCCCCGUAGCCGGUUUUGUUUGGUGUUUCAUCGCACCCCCCUCGUCGAGUUUCUCCCCUUAGAGUUUCGUUGACCCCGGCCACCUCCCCAGCUCCCGCCGGGAGCGGCUGCGGCGGGGGUGCUCUCCGGGCCGGGGGGCUCGCGGGGUCCCCCGAGGCGGGUAAGAGCUCUGACCCCUCGCCGGGAGGUGAGGGCAAGGCAGGCAGCGCUUGCCCGUGCCUGCCUGCUGGGGUGCCGCAGCCGCCCCUCCUGCCCCCCCAGCAGCCCCCCGCCCGGGCCCCCCGCUUCCCCCCCGCUGUGAAUACGGCCUCUCCCCCCCACCCUUGCCUUGAAGGAGGACUGGAAGCACCCUCUCCCCCCGCGCACGCGCUGCCCUCGCCCCUCGCCGUCCCCCCCGGCCGCGCAGGCAGGGUCAGCACCGGUGGCACCCCCAGACCCCCCGCAGGCUGCAGGCAGGGCUGAGGGCAGGGUCCCGCCGCCCGGCUCGGGGUCCCUGCGCUGGGCACCGGUCGCUGCCGGAGCGUCCCUGCGGGGACCCGGGGGCCUGAGCCGCCGUCCCUGCCCCGGCAGCGCGGGGGUCCUGGCCCCGGCCCCCUCCUCGCGUGGCCACGGCUCCGUUCUUGCCCCGUUCUGUGGCUCCAGCUCCUGCUGUUAAUAAACCUCCGCCUAGUUCA
Phalacrocorax carbo (great cormorant) is the source of this 1969-nucleotide messenger RNA. The record is from RefSeq and is a predicted model, not a curated record. Lineage: Eukaryota; Metazoa; Chordata; Aves; Suliformes; Phalacrocoracidae.